Messenger RNA from Lathyrus sativus (Indian pea), 498 nucleotides. Lineage: Eukaryota; Viridiplantae; Streptophyta; Magnoliopsida; Fabales; Fabaceae. The record is from the annotation of a GenBank genome assembly.
AUGGGUUCAGAAAGAAGGGGCACCCUCCCUCUAAAGUUCAAGAUACCAAGUGUUGCCAGUCUAAUAGCAUUAGGAUCCAAGCUUACCCACAUGAAUGAGAAAGACGUUAUUAAAAGUUAUGGGAAGAUUAUGAACUUGUUGACUGUAGAGGCAAACACAAGGGCUCUUGUUUCCCUUGCUCAGUUCUAUGACCCAUCUCUCCGAUGUUUUACAUUCCAAGAUUUCCAAUUGGCACCAACAAUUGAGGAGUUUGAAAGGAUUCUAGGAAGACACUUAAAGGACUUUAAACCUUUCACUGAUUUGAGAGAAACACCUUCACCAGACAUGAUUGCAGUAGCCCUGAGCCUUCUAAUAAGAGAUGUAGCAAUUUGUCUUAUGAUCAAAGGAGCUACACAUGGGUUAUCCAGAAAGCCUCUAAAAAUCAAAGCUUGGGACCUAGAGAAAGAAAAGAAUCGAAGAGCGUUCAACGUCGUCUUAGCCUUACAGAUAAUGGAGUAG